AUGGGUGGUUCAAUUGGAUGGAAGGAACUCUAUAUUUGUUUGGGGUCACUUCCAAGAGAUGAAGAUGUUGCUAACAUCACGGGCAUUAAUGGAGAACAUUUGGGCAGUAGAACUCAUUCAGACGUUGAAGCUAUUCGAUUAACAGAUGAUUGGUUGACCGAAGUACCAUCCGGCAUUGACAACUAUUUUCCAAACAUUGAAUUCUUAUAUAUCAGGGAAACUCAACUAAAAACAGUCAAUUCGAAUCAACUGCAACAAUUCCCUAAUUUGGAGUAUUUGUGGCUACAUAAAAAUCAGAUCGAAACCAUUGAAGUGAACGCAUUCUCUCGUACGCCAUCAUUACGUGUGAUCGCUUUACAUUCUAAUAAAAUUAAGUCAAUCCCAUACAACGCCUUUCGACCUCUGCAUUUGGAGGUUUUGCAAAUGAGAAACAACAUUUGCAUCAAUGAUUCAGCAGAUACAGAACAAAAUGUGAACAGAUUAAUUGUAGUUGCAGAUCUUUUGUGUUCACCUUUGGGUGAUAUGAUUGAUGAAGAUUUGAGGGUUCGUAUUUAUGAAUUGUCAAACAAUCAGGCUGCUUUUGAAUACAAUUUGAGAGAUUUACGUGAUCAAGUCGCAACUAUGGAAGAGAGAAUGCAUGAAUUGGAAAAUAUAUUGAAGCUUGUGAAAACUCAUGUUAAUAAAUAA
Clunio marinus is the source of this 687-nucleotide messenger RNA. The record is from the annotation of a GenBank genome assembly. NCBI's taxonomy places the organism in Eukaryota, Metazoa, Arthropoda, Insecta, Diptera, Chironomidae.